This is a messenger RNA of Ailuropoda melanoleuca (giant panda), 3599 nucleotides long. It is a transcript of the gene ZSWIM9, whose product is annotated as zinc finger SWIM-type containing 9. Gene Ontology annotation, molecular function: zinc ion binding. The record is from RefSeq and is a predicted model, not a curated record. The coding region runs from base 24 to 2561 and encodes 845 amino acids. The transcript has 5 exons. Lineage: Eukaryota; Metazoa; Chordata; Mammalia; Carnivora; Ursidae.
CCUCCCGCAGAGCACGAUGGGAAAUGGUCCGCGCCUUCCCUCGCUCUGGGUGGGCGGGUGUAGCUGCGGGUCCGAGAAGUGACUGGCGGGGAAAGAGGGAGAUUCGGUGGAAGCCGCUGCGCGAGGCACGGCGGGAAGAGAGGCGGGAGGCCGCGCGGGGCAUUACGGGAGCAAGGGCCGGGCCUGGCCUCGGCGCGGAGCAUUGUGGGAGGUGGACGCCGCUCCGGGGCGGGCGCCCCAGGAUGGAGACCCCACCCAGCACGGCGGGGCAGGAGGAACAGGAGCUGCGGGAGCGUGCCUUCUUCUCAUGGGCCGAGUUCAGCCGCUUCUUCGAUGCGUGGUGCCAGCAGCGGCUGGCGCUUUUCUUCGUCAAGAGCUCCAUGCACCUGGCGCGCUGCCGCUGGGCCAGCGCGCCCCCGCUCUACACGCUCAUCGACGUGCUCAAGUACAGCUACGUGCGGCUCGUGUGCAAGGACGUGCGCGCUCCCAGCCGGCCCACCGUGGGGCCCCCCCAGCCCGGCUGCCCGGCCUUCAUCAUCGUCAAGCUGAGCCCGCUGCGGGACCGCCUCGUGGUGACGGAGUGCCAGCUGACCCACUCGCACCCGGCCUGCCCGCUGGAGUUCGCCUACUACUUCCGCCCGGGCCACCUGCUGGCCAACGCCUGCCUGCCGGUGCGUACCACCAACAAGAUCUCCAAGCAGUUCGUGGCGCCGGCCGACGUGCACCGCCUGCUCUCCUACUGCAAGGGCCGCGACCACGGCGUCCUGGACGCCCUGCACGUGCUCGAGGGGCUCUUCCGCACCGACCCCGAGGCCAAGGUGAAGCUGGUGUUCGUGGAGGACCAGGCGGUGGUGGAGACGGUGUUCUUCCUGACGUCGCGCACGCGGGCGCUGCUGCGGCGCUUCCCUCGCAUGCUCCUGGUGGACCGGCUGCCGGGGCUGCAGGGCGCGCUGGACCUGCUGGCCGUGCUGUGCGUGGACGGCGCGGGCCGCGCGCCGUGCGCCCUGGUGCGCGGCCACCGCCGGCGCUUGCUGCGCCGCCUGAGCCCCUCGCGCAGUGUGGCGCAGUGCCUCCGCGACCUGGUGGCCAUGCAGUGGGCCGACGCGGCCGGGGAGGCGGCGCCCGAGGGCCCGGACGGUGGGGGGCCGUGGCCGGAGGGCGAGCCAGGGAGGAGGGCCCACGUGGAGGAGAGGAUGAAGGGCCUGGAGAGCGGGGACUGGGGAGGGGCCCCAAAAGAAGGAUGUAUUUGGAGAGGGGCCCAGUUGGAGAAGGAGUGGCCCCGAGGUUUGGAGGCCAGAGACCGGGGAGGCGCUCAGUUAGAAAGCGAGAUGGGGAGAGGGUUUCAGGUCCAAGACUGGAGACAGGCCCAGUUGGAGAACCAGAAAGUGAGAGGGAUAGAAGGCAGUGGCUGGAGAGGAUCCCAGUUGGAGAACGAGCAUUGGCGAGGACCAGAAAUCAGAGACUGGAGGGGGUCCCUGUUGGAGUGUGAGAAAGAUUGGGAACCGGAAGGUUAUGUCCGGAGAGGUGUCCAGUUGGAGGACCACGGGCUAAGGGGAUUGAAAGGGUAUACCUGGACGACGGCCCGGCUGGAGGAUCAAAGGGUUAGGAUGCUGGAGACCACAGACCGGAGGGGGACCCAGUUUGAUUCUGAGAGGGCCAGGAGUCUUGAAGGGAGCCCCUGGAGGGGGGCCCAGAUGCAUGAUGAGAGGGCGCGUGGACUGAAAACCAGAGAGUGGAAGGGGCCUCAGUUGGAAGCCGACAAGGGAAGGGGGCUGGAGGUCAGGAACUGGAGGGGGUUCCAUUUGAAGAAGCCCAGGGAGUUGGUCCCCGAGAAUGGAGACCAAAGGGGACCCCAGUGGGGAGAUGAGAGGCAGAGAGGGCCAGAGAUUGGAGAAGAGAGAGGAGUGAGUUUGGGGGUCAAGAGAAGAAGGGACCUGGAGGAUGUGGUUCUGGUCCAGCUGGGGGACACAAGGAUGACAGGGCUGGAGAAUGGAGAGGGAGCCCCAUCCGUGGGCCCCAAGAGCAGAGGAGGACAAGGGAUGGAGUGUGGGGGCACAGGAGGGAGGGGUCUAGGGCUGGGGAAUGGGGUCAUGUGCGGCACCCCCAUGGGGACUGUGUUUGAGGGCGAUCCAGAAUGGGCAGGGACAAGGAGAGUGUACCUGACCACUGGGGAGAGCCUGCAGGAAGGAGGUGAAGAAGAAGGCCCAAGGGAGCCCAAGAGGCCUUGCUGCGCCUCGGCUGAGGAAGAGGUGGACUGGGAGCCCCUGGCUAAGUUCCGAGCAGCCUGCGGGCCAGAGCUGGCAGAAUUGGUGGCGGAAGAGCUGGCCUUUGCCAGGCAGCACGGUACCCGGGGUUUCCACUGGACUGGCGCGGGGUUUGCCCUUAAGGAUGGCACCUCGGACUUCUUCCUGGACAGGGCUCUGACCCGCUGCAGCUGCUCCAUCCAUGCCGCCCGGCGGCUGCCCUGCCGCCACCUCUUCGCAGCGCGCCUCCUCACCGGGGCAGCCUUAUUCCACAUGGACCUGCUCAGGGAUUGCUGGGGGAGAGCCCCAGAGCCCUGACCCUUCAGGCCCCUGCUUACCACCCUCCGCUGCGAGGGUAGGAGAGCAUUCUUCGAUCCCAAAGAUAACAGGGCUGAGGCCACGGAGGCCACCCCAGUCCCUCUAGCCACCUCCUCUGUCAUCCAGAGACCUCACCUUGGCUGUUUGCCCCUCGAGGUCCUGGAGCCACAGUGUGGAAGACAGUGGUGGCCAGGAUGGCUUCUGAGGGCUUCGCUCAGGAGAGGAAAUGUGUGAUGAGAUGGGGGCAGAGUCAGACGGGGGCAGAAGGAAGGAGGGGACAAAGCUGGGGGAGGGGAGGACACCAGGACAUAGGGAGAGCCCAGGCAGGAGCAGAUGGUCACUCCAGAGAGUGCAGGGGUGAAGGAGAAAAGGGGGACUGUAGGAGGACAAGUGGGGGGUGGGGGAGGAGAGAAACUAGCAGGGAGACAAGCAGAGGAGAGGGGACAAGAGGAGAGGCAGAAAUGGGAAAAAGCAGAGGGAGACAGGGGAGAAGGAGGCCAGGGUGGAGGACACAGAAAAAAAAACAAAAGGACACAUGGGAAGAAAAGGUAUGGGAGAUGGGGAGAGAAGAAAGAAGGGAGUGAUUUGAGAGUCUCCAAAGCCUGGAGUCUUGGAUCCCCUUGACCUUCUGGUUGGUCAUUCCCAGAAUAGAUUGAUAAGAGGAAGGUCUGGUGGGAUGGCUAGAGGCUCUCCGGUAGGAGAGGGGAUCAGUCUGGACUAUUGUGCUUCAAGAUUGGAAUAAAACAGUAUUAUUUUGGUUUCUGCACUGAGUUCCUGGCUUCUUGGGGAAAGGGGGAGACCUAGACCUGGAGAGAACUUGAGGUGCUCCAACAUUCCUUCUCCCAUUCUAUCAACAAGACCUCCUGGGGCCAGAUGGAAUGGAGGGGCCAAAAAUGAAUUCAACCCUCCCCAACAGCUCAGCCCUCUUCCUCCCUCAUCUGGACCAGUACACCAGGGUGGCGUUUGCCAACAUUGAUGGAUUUUGGAAAAUGGUGCCAAUGAAUGGUUUAAGAAUGGGCAUGUGGGGGCGCCUGGGUG